This is a messenger RNA of Saimiri boliviensis boliviensis (Bolivian squirrel monkey), 1277 nucleotides long. RefSeq names its product phospholipase A2 group XIIA (gene PLA2G12A). The record is from RefSeq and is a predicted model, not a curated record. Gene Ontology annotation, molecular function: A2-type glycerophospholipase activity; calcium ion binding. NCBI's taxonomy places the organism in Eukaryota, Metazoa, Chordata, Mammalia, Primates, Cebidae. Gene Ontology annotation, biological process: lipid catabolic process; phospholipid metabolic process; arachidonate secretion. Gene Ontology annotation, cellular component: extracellular region.
GCUCCGGCGCAGGCGCACAGGGGACGGUCGCUGGCCUAGGUGAGCGGAAGCGUCUCUGGGACUGCGCUGCCUCCCAGAGGCGGUUCCCGUAAAGCCAGCGAGGCCCUGCGGGCCAGCGGGGAAGGAGGCGUGGAUAUGGAGCCGGCGGUUGCCAAGCCCCGGGCCCGCUCCGCUGCCUAGCGCGUCCCGGGGGCUCCGUGGGGACGCGCCUGCCGCCGGGCUCGGGGACCCGUAGAGCCCCGCGCUGCGCGGAUGGCCCUGCUCCCGCGCCCCGCGCUCAUCCUCCUGCUGCUCCUCGCGGCCGCUGUUGUCAGGUGCCAGGAGCAGGCCCAGACCACCGACUGGAGGGCCACCUUGAAGACCAUCCGGAACGGCGUUCACAAGAUAGACACGUACCUGAACGCCGCCUUGGACCUCCUGGGAGGCGAGGACGGUCUCUGCCAGUAUAAAUGCAGUGACGGAUCUAAGCCUUUCCCACGUUAUGGUUAUAAACCCUCCCCACCGAAUGGAUGUGGCUCUCCACUGUUUGGUGUUCAUCUUAACAUUGGUAUCCCUUCCCUGACAAAAUGCUGCAACCAACAUGACAGGUGCUAUGAGACCUGUGGCAAAAGCAAGAAUGACUGCGACGAGGAGUUCCAGUACUGCCUCUCCAAGAUCUGCCGAGAUGUACAGAAAACACUAGGACUAACUCAGCAUGUUCAGGCCUGUGAAACAACAGUGGAGCUCUUGUUUGACAGUGUUAUACAUUUAGGUUGUAAACCAUAUCUGGACAGCCAGCGAGCCGCAUGCAGGUGUCAUUAUGAAGAAAAAACCGAUCUUUAGGAGAUGCUGACAGCUGGUGAUGGAAGAAGACCAAAGAACAUAACCUUUGACAAAUAACUAAUGUUUUUACGACAUAAAACUCUCUUAUUUUUGUGAAAGGAUUAUUUUGAGACCUUAAAAUAACUUAUAUCUUGAUCUUAAAACCUCAAAGAAAAAAAGGGAGAUAAUAAGGGGAGGGCACGCUUGUCUUCUCAGGUAUCUUCCUGGAGACUGCUCCCUUAGUAUGCCAAACGUCUUGACCAGUGUCAAAAACAAGUGUUCAUUAAAGGGAGAAUUUUUGAAAAGAAGAGUAUAUAACUCAGUUUUGCACACCUAUAUUUACCAAAAACAGAUCAAAUGUAAAACUCAUUAUAAGGUCUGUUCAACAUUAUCUUAUUUGGAAAUAUGGGAAAAGCAUCACUUACAAGUAUUUGUUUACUACGAAAUUUUAAAUACACAUUUAAGCCUAGAAGGAA